Lodderomyces parapsilosis is the source of this 693-nucleotide messenger RNA. RefSeq names its product Zcf3p (gene ZCF3). The transcript has a single exon. NCBI's taxonomy places the organism in Eukaryota, Fungi, Ascomycota, Pichiomycetes, Serinales, Debaryomycetaceae. Bases 1 to 693 code for a protein of 230 amino acids. Gene Ontology annotation, biological process: regulation of DNA-templated transcription. Gene Ontology annotation, molecular function: DNA-binding transcription factor activity, RNA polymerase II-specific; zinc ion binding. The record is from RefSeq and is a predicted model, not a curated record.
AUGGAAACCAGCUAUAGGUCGUACCAACGAGUUUUGAACAUUUCAGUCAAACCCUCACCAUCAUCAUUAUUAUCAUCAACAAAAAAGGUAAAUUGCUCGCGUACAAAAGUUAGCAAGCCAAGGAAGGACGAAAGUCAAAUCAAAAGAAGAACGAAAACUGGUUGCUUUACUUGCCGAAAGAGAAAGAAGAAGUGUGAUGAAGAUAAGGUAAAUGGCAAAUGUCAAGCUUGUACUAGAAAUUUUUUGGAAUGUUGUUGGCCCGAACCUGCCGCCAAUCAAGAUAGUCGGAAGGAGCUAGAAGAAAGCGUCAAAACUGCAACCGUGAGGUCAACCAAAUGUGAUAUAAGUUCAUUGUUAUCGUCACCAAUUACCCAUGAAGCACCUUUGUCACCAGAAGUUGCAAUGAAAUCCACACCAAUGGCUGUAAAACAGGAGGUCAAUCCUUAUCCAAGUCCCAUGCAAUCCCCCAUAUCCCAUCAUCCAGGCAGUCCCAGCCAAGAUGUAAGUUUCAUGACUUUACCACCAUUACGUAAUAUCAGCUACAAGUUACAAGCUAAAGACAGCAAUGUACGAGGACUGCGAUUUGAAGAUUCUGGAGAGAAGGAGAACAGAGACGACAUCAAGAAGCACGCGUCAAGCACAAAGUUCAUAAUCACCAGCUUUGAUUCUCGAAAGGAUUUGUGUGGGGUUUAA